Molecule: messenger RNA, 312 nt
Organism: Cladocopium goreaui
Lineage: Eukaryota; Dinophyceae; Suessiales; Symbiodiniaceae
Source: the annotation of a GenBank genome assembly
AUGGAAUUCCACAAUGGCAUCGGCAUCUGGUUGCGCAACGCAGGUCGCACUGGGCCUCCCUCAGCCAGGCCGAAAGCACCGGCCGCACCAGCUCCGAAGCCCGCAGCGAAGAAGGCUGCGGCAAAGCCUAAGCCGACGCCCAAGGCGCCGGCCCCCAAGGCCGCGCCCAAGGCGCCGGCAGCACCGGCGCCCAAGGCGGCUCCGCAGGCGGCUCCGCAGCCGGCAGCGCCGGCGGCAGCGGCGCCGAGGUGGUGGGGAUCCGACGAUGUUUAUUUUUAUGAGAUUGAAGCAACCAAUAUCCCAUUUCCUUAG